CUCUGAGGGGAGUGGUAGAAUGAGAUGCUUCAUUUGUCUUAAUGACACCCCUCCUCCCUCCAUUGUUCUCAGCCCACUUCCAAAUAGCCUCUGCUGCUCGAAUUUACAAGAUCUGUUUCUUCUUCUGGACUCUGUUUUUAUUAAACUUGAAAGGACAGGACAUAUUAUUUUUAUUUUUGUAGAGGGAAAGAGCUAUUAGGCUUUCAAGAGCUGAAAAAAAAAAAAAAAAAGGAGGGAUCUAGGGGGUAAAACAGAUCAGCUGUUGACCUGAGUGUGUUCAGUGACUUCAUGCAGAGCGAAUUUCUUUCCACAGACCACUUAUCAACUUACCCUUUUAAAGUCAACUUCCCGUAAUCAAAUUGGCCACUGGAAAGACAGAGCUGAGUGGUUCUUGUCCGCCAGCAUGAGAGCUUCAGGGAAUAGGUUUGAGGGGUGGCCAGGUGUGCUGGAGCUGGAGCAAGGAGCGUUUAUCCUGCUCUGGUUUCACUGCUGUGUAUCCUACGAAUACUGGAGUAACCUCUCUGAGCCUCAGACUCCUCAUGUCAAAUGGAGUUAGAAGUCCUGCCUUCUGUAUCUCCAGGUGUGGUGGACCUCAGUUUUGAGGCCGAGAGUCCUUUGGCGCCGCCAGCUGAACUCCUGGAGAGACUGCCCAGCUAUGACUGGCUUUUUCAAAGUGGUGGACAGCAGAUAAUGUUCCCACCUUUGGAGGCUCCAGGGAGACCCCUGGAGCAAAGGUGCUGGUCCUCGUUCCUGGAGCACAGCAGAGUCCCCUUGGUGACAGAGGAAGUGGCCCGCGAAGCCCUCCUCAGCUUUGUGAGCUCCAAAUGCUGCUAUGGCAGCACAGCUGCUGGUGACCUCAUCAUCCAGGAGCUGAAGCAGCAGACGUUGUGCAGGUAUCGACUAGAGACUUUUAGUGAAUCCAGGAUAAGUGAAUGGACAUUUCAACCCUUUACUAACCAGUCAGUGGAUGGGCCACAGAGAGGGACCUCUCCCAGGCUUUGGGACAUCAAGGUCCAGGUCCCCCCGAUGUUUCAGGAAGACACGAGGAAGUUCCAAGUCCCUCAUUCGUCACUAGUCAAGGAAUGCCACAAAUGCCAUGGGCGCGGGCGUUACAAAUGCAGCGGCUGCCACGGGGCCGGCAUGGUGAGGUGUCCCUCCUGCAGUGGAGCCAAGCGCAAAGCCAAGCAGUCCCGGAGAUGUCAGAUGUGCUCGGGGUCUGGCAGGCGGAGGUGCAGCACGUGCUCAGGGAGGGGAAGCAAGACCUGUGCCACCUGCAAGGGGGAGAAGAGACUGUUGCACUUCAUCCAGCUGGUCAUCAUGUGGAAAAACAGCCUGUUUGAGUUUGUAUCUGAGCACCGGCUGAAUUGUCCCAGGGAGCUCCUUGCCAAAGCCAAAGGAGAAAGCCUCUUUAAGGACGAAAACACUGCGGUGUACCCCAUUGUGGAUUUCCCGCUGCGGGAGAUCUCUCUGGCCUCCCAGAGGGGCAUUGCGGAGCACAGCGCUGCCCUGUCCCCCCGGGCCCGAGUCCUGCAGCAGCGCCAGACCAUUGAGCUGAUCCCCGUCACGGAAGUCCAUUACUGGUACCGGGGACAGACAUAUGUCUACUACCUCUAUGGCACUGACCACAGGGUACAUGUGGUGGACUACCCGGACCGGUACUGCUUUGGCUGCACCAUCAUCUGACAGGGCACAGCUGUCUCCACGGCCUGCCAGUCUCGUUUGCCACGGAGCACAGCCGAGGUCCCCGAGCUCACUCAUCGCUGGCUCCAUUGAACCAUCUUGUAUAAACCCUGGUGUGUCCUUUCAGACAGUUCGGCUUAUCAUCUGUCAAGCCACAAGUCUUCCCCAGAGCUCGCCUGGUGGAAUCCAGCACACGUUUAACCUACACACGUUUCUUCACAACACAUCAUUGAAAUGGCCGGGGCCACGCCUCUGGUCUCGAAGCCAGCGCCCCGAUCGAGCGUGCAGUUUGAUUUUGCUUCUUCCUUGACUUGCUUGCCUCAGUUCUUUUGUGCCACUGUCAGUGCCUUUGGCCCAGCUGAGCGUUACUGAGAUGUUUAAAGGUCUCCUACAGAUUGGCUGCCUCUUAAUGCAUACCAAAGAGUGCUCUCGAAGCAUCAAGAACAAAAUUUAGGGGUGCCUGGGCGGCUCAGUUGCGGAAGCAUCCAAUUCUUGAUCUCAGCUCACGUCUCGACA
Molecule: messenger RNA, 2196 nt
Organism: Lynx canadensis (Canada lynx)
Lineage: Eukaryota; Metazoa; Chordata; Mammalia; Carnivora; Felidae
Gene: SSUH2
Product: ssu-2 homolog
Exons: 12
Coding region: 547-1683 (378 amino acids)
Molecular function (GO): heat shock protein binding
Source: RefSeq, a predicted model, not a curated record